GGGAGCUGGAGGCUGGAGCGAGGGAAGAGCGCGGAGCUGCCGGAUCCGGCGCCGGAGGCGAUGCUCGCCUGGCUGUACGAUGUAACCGGCUGACAGCUCCUUUGGGAGGCGCCGUCGGGGGGGUCCAAGCAGCCGGGCGCGAACGCCUCCCGUCUUUUUCUUUCCCAAGCCCUCCCGUCUUUUUUCAUUUGAAAAAGCGGCGAGGGAGCCCCGUUUCUUUCUGCCCCCGUCGGGCGCUGGUGCCAUGGGGCUGCCGACGCUGGAGUUCAGCGACUCCUACUUGGACAGCCCGGAUUUCAGGGAGAGGCUGAAAUGCCACGAAGUGGAGCUGGAGCGGACCAACAAGUUCAUCAAAGAGCUGAUCAAGGACGGCAGCCUUCUCGUCGGCGCCCUCCGGAAUCUAUCCAUGGCUGUACAAAAAUUUUCCCAGUCGCUUCAAGAUUUUCAGUUUGAGUGCAUUGGAGAUGCUGAAACAGAUGAUGAAAUUAGCAUCGCCCAGUCAUUGAAGGAAUUUGCCCGCUUAUUGAUUGCAGUGGAAGAGGAGAGGAGACGUUUGAUCCAGAACGCUAAUGACGUUUUAAUUGCGCCACUGGAGAAGUUUCGUAAAGAACAGAUAGGGGCAGCAAAAGAAGGAAAGAAGAAGUUUGACAAAGAAAGUGAAAAAUACUAUUCUACUCUAGAGAAGCACUUAAAUUUGUCGGCAAAGAAAAAAGAGUCACACCUGCAAGAUGCAGACUCCCAGAUCGACCGAGAGCAUCAAAAUUUUUAUGAAGCUUCCUUAGAAUAUGUCUUUAAGAUCCAAGAAGUUCAAGAGAGAAAAAAGUUUGAGUUUGUUGAGCCGCUUUUGGCAUUUCUUCAGGGAUUAUUUACUUUUUAUCAUGAGGGAUAUGAACUUGCCCAGGAGUUCGCGCCAUACAAGCAGCAGCUGCAGUUCAAUUUGCAGAAUACACGGAAUAAUUUUGAAAGCACAAGGCAGGAAGUCGAACGACUGAUGCAGAGAAUGAAGUCAGCUAGCCAAGAUUACAGGCCACCGAGCCAGUGGACAAUGGAAGGUUAUCUCUACAUUCAAGAGAAACGACCUCUUGGAUUCACCUGGAUAAAACAUUACUGUACUUAUGACAAAGGGACAAAAACAUUCACAAUGAGUAUUUCUGAAGCAAAGUCUGGGGGGAAAGUAAAUGGUCUUGUACCAAGUACUCCAGAAAUCUUCAAGUUGAAAUCCUGCAUCCGGAGAAAGACAGAUUCAAUUGACAAACGUUUCUGUUUUGAUAUUGAAGUAGUUGAAAGACAUGGCAUCAUUACACUUCAGGCUUUUUCUGAAUCCAACAGGAAGCUCUGGCUGGAAGCUAUGGAUGGGAAAGAACCAAUUUAUACUUUGCCAGCUAUUAUUAGCAAGAAAGAAGAAAUGUUCCUAAAUGAAGCUGGUUUUAACUUUGUUAGAAAAUGCAUUCAUGCUGUGGAGACGAGAGGGAUCACGAUCCUAGGGUUGUACAGAAUAGGUGGUGUGAAUUCCAAAGUUCAGAAGCUGAUGAAUACCAUAUUUUCUCCUAAAUCUCCUCCUGACAUAGACAUUGAUCUUGAAAUUUGGGACAAUAAAACUAUAACAAGUGGGCUAAAGAACUACCUCAGGUGUCUCGCAGAGCCACUGAUGACCUACAAGUUGCACAAGGAUUUCAUUGUUGCAGUUAAGUCUGACGAUCAAAAUUACAGAGUGGAAGCAGUGCAUGCGCUUGUUCACAGACUGCCAGAAAAAAACCGAGAGAUGCUGGACAUCCUUAUCAAGCACUUGGUCAAGGUAUCAUUACACAGUCAGCAAAACCUCAUGACGGUGUCCAACCUCGGAGUUAUAUUUGGCCCCACGCUGAUGCGAGCCCAGGAAGAGACAGUAGCUGCUAUGAUGAAUAUCAAGUUUCAGAAUAUUGUGGUUGAAAUUCUCAUCGAGCAUUACGAGAAGAUAUUCCACACAGCCCCAGAUCCCAACAUUCCUCUUCCACAGCCUCAGUCUCGAUCAGGGUCAAGGAGGACGAGAGCAAUCUGCCUCUCCACGGGCCCUCGCAAACCCAGAGGGCGAUACACUCCAUGCCUUGCAGACCCAGACAGUGAUUCAUACAGUAGCAGUCCAGACAGCACUCCCAUGGGCAGCAUUGAAUCACUCUCCUCUCACUCAUCAGAACAAAACAGCACCACCAAAUCUGCAUCUUCUCAACCCAGGGAAAAAGCGGGAGGAGUUCCAUGGAUUGCCUCGUCCCCUUCUUCCAACGGGCAGAAGAAUUCAGGCCUUUGGACUACCAGUCCCGAAUCCUCCUCGAAGGAGGAUGCAGCGAAAACGGAUGUAGAGUCUGACUGUCAGAGCGUUGCCUCCAUCACUGGUCCAGAGAAUGCAUCUCCACCAACGGGCCUGACCAAAAAAGGACUGUAUAGUCUCUCUGGGAUGAAAAAAUCGACAGCUUCGUCCAUUAGGUCAAUCCCUUCCGCUGAAGGUAGCAAAAGCUGCAGCAGUUCGGUACAGAGUUUAACUUCUCUAGAUGGCCGAGAGACCCCAAAGGCUCCCGCAAACCCAGACCUGCCACCGAAGAUGUGUCGAAGAUUGCGAUUAGAAACAACGUCCAGUAAUGGCUAUCAGAGGCCGGGGUCUGUGGUGGCGGCCAAGGCCCAGCUGUUUGAAAGUGGUGGCUCGCUGAAGCAGGCUCCCUCAGGAAGGCAAGCCAAGGCGAUGUAUUCCUGCAAAGCUGAACACAGCCAUGAACUCUCUUUCCCUCAGGGAGCAAUAUUUUCCAAUGUGUAUCCAUCUGUGGAACCGGGAUGGUUAAAAGCAACCUAUGAAGGCAAAACGGGACUCGUUCCAGAGAAUUACGUUGUCUUUCUCUAGUAACAGUUAGCAGACAGCAGUAUCUUCAUGGUAUCCAUGGUAACAAGCAAUAAGCACUAUGAUUUUCUUCUAUCUGACAUAGAUACGGGGAUCUGUCAGUUAGCCCCUGCAGGUGGUUGAUUUCCGACGACUUCUGCAGUGGCAAAUUAUGUAGCGCCUUACAAGUGGGACAGAAUCCAAGGAAAAUAAUCAACAGGAUGUUUUGCUUUGUUUUUAAUUUUUCUGUUUUUAAAACAUGGUACUGUUUUUAGGCAUCUCCAUUGGUAACCAGAAGUUCAUUUUAUUUUUAAAGAAGACAACAGAUCAGCCAGAAAUUCAAAAUCAAAGACUGCUGCCUGGGAGAUUUGCCUUUUUGAGUGAUCAGUUGGUCCAAGCCAUUUCAAGAAUUUACUAUGAAAAUGCUUGUGUAAACUUUUUGAGAAAUGUCUGUAGUGGUCACAGUUCGCAAAGUGAACGUAAGUCAUGUGUUGGGCCGCAGAUCCUUUCACUCGACAUCAGUUAAUCAAAAUGUGAUCUCCCCCCCCCCCCCCGCCAGUUUUUAAAAGGAACUUUUUGCAAUGGAAAUGCUACAUAGAAGUGUUUUUCCCAUCUUUGCUAGUGCAUAUUUUAUCGGUAUAAUUAUUAAUAAAUUAUAUUCAUAGCAUCUGUCUGCCCUGAAACAUUGUGCUCCUGAAUCAGAGGACCAAUCAUAUUAAUAAAAAUGUUUGGUUUUUUAAAAAUUAAUUUUGCUCUUGGAUCUUUUGAAAUGGAUGAAAUCAGGGCACUGAUUGAGUAAAAAAGCACUAAUUAAUAUAAAUAUGAUCCUGAAAUUCAAUGGAUCUAAAAGCAAAGAGGCAAGAAACAGAAAAUAAAAUCCUACAUAAUACCUACCAUACGGCGUGAAUCAGCUUGAAGUUGUUUGGAUUUUUCUCUUAUGAAUUAGACAGGUGUCUUGCAAAAUAACAUGUUUCAUGAGCUGUACAUUCCGAAAACUUUAUUCGGUACAGCUGUGAGUGGCAUCUAUAUGGAGUGAGCUUUUGCUUACUUGGAAACUGAAACAUUUGCCACUGAAUGCAAAGCAGGGGAAAACUUCUGUGGGUGCUGUUUUGCACUGUCAGUUCUGCUUUAGAGGGCAUCAGUUUUGCAUCUGUUUUGUUAACAUUAAUGGAUAUGAGAAAUCCUUACACAAAUGACAGAGGCAAUGAAUUCACACAAGCAUGCCUGUCCCUGUCAGUGCAGUCCUAAAUAGUGUUACAUCCUUCUAAGCUUAUUGACUUCAGUGGACUUAGAAAGGUAUAACUCUGCUUAGGGUUCCAUUGUUUAUGUCUCUUGAUUCAGACUUGGUCUGAGCAUGCAGUAGAAUUAAGUGGUAAUUAAAGGUAAAGGUAGUCCCCUGUGCAAGCACCGAGUCAUUGCUGACCCACAGGGGGACGUCGCAUCACGACGUUUUCUUGGCAGACUUUUUGUAAUUGGGUAGUUUGCCAUUGCCUUUCCCAGGAAACUGGGUACUCAUUUUACCAACCUUGGAAGGAUGGAAGGCUGAGUCAACCUUGAACCGGCUACUUGAACCCAGCUUCUGCCAGGAUCGAUCUCAGGUCGUCAGCAGAGCUGUACUGCAGCUUACCACUUGAAUAACAAGAUGCUAUAGUCCUUGCUUGGAACUGUACCACUUCAUACUUCUUUUGUGCCUCACCUUUUUGAAAGUUUGUCUUUUUUUAAAAAGUCCCUGCAAGAAGAAAACUAGCUCAGCUUGAACAUUUCUAUCUGAUGUAGUAAUUUUUUUCUUGCAGGGAGUUUUUGCGAUGGAGAGGCACCCCUCACCCGCAGUCACUUCCACCACCAUAUUCUGCUGCCUGUGUAUACCAGACCUCUGAAUCAAAGCUGAAAAUGUAAAGUGCCUGCUCUGAAAAUGCUUGUAUUGGUAGUAAUGUGAAUGGGGGGUGUUCAGUUUCGGUCAUAUGCUCAUCUUGCCAUUUGAUGCUCAGAUCAGCUAGCGAGGCCUGUGCAGUCUGGGCUCACUCUUUGUCAUCUUCACCAACCCUGGCUUCCAAGGAAGAAACAAACAGCAAGUAAGCCAUGGCAAGGCAAAGCAAAGCUUGGUUGAAGUCUUCUGAAACCAGGAAGCUCUCGAUUGAUCAUACUCUGCAUGUAGGCAAAGGGAGAGUGAGUGUUGCAAACAAGUUGUGUUUGUGCUGUUCCCAACCAAACAGAUUUCUUGUAAUGUCUGAACGUGGCCACAGAGUUACUUUCAUAUGACUUCAGCUUAUGGUAGGGAGGGAAUUGUGAUUUCCCUUCAAUCUCCAAUCCUUGAAUUAUCUAUAAUGGCCUUAUGUUUGCUGCAGUUUGUUGCAAAUGUGAGGGAUUUACCCCCCCAAAAAGAGUAUAGUUCUAUAUGGUUAUGAUGGUGACAUUGAAAAAGAACAGUGGACAUUUGCCAUGUGAGAAGAAUUCGUUAGAAAUUGCCUGUAUUCUGUGUCACAUGCCAUUUAUCCACCAAGAACAGUGCCGUAAAUUCUCCUUUUGAGCUGAUAUGCUGAAAUUGACCGAUCACUUCACUAUAUGGGAAGCACAUUAUCUGCCAGCAGCACAUCUUUAGGCUGCUUGCCGUGCCAAAUGUUCUUGCCACGGCAAGAACAUUCUUACGAUGUUUUUUUUUUUCUUACGAUGGAGUUUUUUUGUGACAAUUGUUCAGUGAAGCCCGGAGUUAUCACUGAAGUGCUUAGAAGGUACCAGUUUGUUCUUGUGCCAUCUUCCAGUGCUCCACUUAUGCAACUUAACCUGCCAGGGUAACUGUUGGUUUCUUUCUAGAGAAAAUUGUUCCCAGUAGCUGUGAUCCUGAGAUAUAUAACGGGUUGGACACUAUGAAAUGUGAACUGAAAGAGUUCAUGGAAUGGAUCCCUUCCCUUUCUCCUUUCCCGGAAGAGAAAUUGGCAGGAAUCACUUCCCUCACUUCUUGCGCAAACUCUUCUGUGCUCAGAGCAAAAACUUUUACAAGAAUGUAAGGGAGUGAAUUUGGUUCACAGCAGCUUCUUUUGCCUUGCUCUGUUCCUAAGGAUCCCUUGACCUUCUGAAGCAGCUUUCAGAGGUUGCAGGAGACUUUGGGGGGCAUUCUGCAAGCACUUUCCAUUCACAGUUGGACCCAAAUUUAUUGAUAUAUAAAUAUCAGUAAUGCCCCUUAUCUUUAGUUUUAAUUGCCUUCUUUUUUUCUUUCUUUUUAAACCAAUCGUUUGUAUUACUUUUUGUAGAGAAUAGUGGUUAAGAGCGGCAGGACUCUAAUCUGGAGAACCAGGUUUGAUUCCCCAAUCCUCUGCUUGAAGCCAGUAGGGUAACCUUGGGUCAGUCACAGCUCUCCCAGAGCUCUCUCAGCCUCAUCCACCUCACAGGGUGGUUGUCGUGAGGAUAAUAAUUUUGUAAACCGCUCUGAGUGGGCGUUAAGUUAUCCUGAAGGGCGGUAUAUAAAUUGAAUGUUAUUGUUAUGUUAUUAUUAAAUAUGGCACAGGACUGUAAAUGAAGAUUCAUUAAAAACACACACACACUAUAAUGUAUUGGCCCAGAACGUUUGAAGUUUUCUGUAGGAUUGCCAAGAAAGCAAUAAAUAACCAUUUCAGCAGUCAAAAAAUAGCAUUAUAAUUUGAAUUCCCCUCCCCCUCUCCUUGCUUGUGACCUAUGUUUGAUGUUAGAUCAUCAAAGAUUCCCUAGGAUAAUUUUGUGAUGUGUGAAAGAAGCUGGAUAAACAGGGUAGGGCAACGGGAUCCAAACGAUCAAGAGUCAAGAUGCCCCUUCUACUUAUUUUACAUACUGCAAUAUUAGCAUGAAGAAGACACCCAUGUUGGCUCUCUAACAGUGAGAUUCUAAGCAGAGUUACAGCCUUCUAAGCCCAUUGAAGUCAGUGGGUUUAGAAAGGUGUAACUGGUUAUUAUUUAUUUAUUUAUUUAUUUAAAACAUUUCUCUGCUGCCCUUCCACCCAAAUAGGGUCAAAAACAUUUUUUAAAAAAAUCAAACAAUUCAACAUAAACAUAAAAACUCAACUGGGAAGAAAGGCAGGUAAGAGUUACUAGGGGUACACCGAAGUUAACAAGUCUUCACCUGCUUGCAGUUUGCUUCCAGACAACUGUUCGGUUUCCACAGCCUACCUGGGGUCUGCUGGAAACAUAAGACUGAGCAGAGUAUCAUCUGCAUGGCGGUGGCAACUGAGCCAAAAUCUCUGGGUGACCUCUCCAAACAGCUUUACAUAGAUGUUGAAAAGCGCGGGGGAACAAGAUGGAGCUUUGUGGAACCUGGUAGGGCAAAGGCCAAGGGCCAGAGCAGCAGUCUUCCAGCACAACGCUUGCCUUUGACGCAGGAUCAACUGUACUGUAGAACAAUGUCUUCCAGUCCCAACCCCAAAAGGUGAUCCAGAAGGAUGUCAUGAUCAAUGGUAUCAAAAGCCACCAAGAGUUCCAGGGGGAUUAAUAGGGUCACUCUCUCCCCCUGUCUAUCUCCUGGUACAUAUCUUCCACCAGGAGAACCAAGGCUGUUUCAGUCCCAUAACCUGGCUGGAAUGGAUCCAAACAAUAUGCUUCAUUCCGUAAUCCCUGAAGUUGCCUACCCACCACUCAUUCACUCACCUGGCUCAAGGAUGGUAUAUUUGAGACUGGCAGGUAUUUAUUCAUCUCUUCUGGUUCCAGAGUAAGUAUCUUCAGGAGUGGAUGUAUCACUGCCCACUUCAAAGCAGGGGUGACCACCCCCUUUCAAGGAGGCAUAUACUAUCUCUCAGAUCCAGUUCUCCAGCCCUGCCCCAGCCCCAGCAGACUUAAGCGAUGGGUACAUCUCAUUGGAGAGAUAAGUGGAGUAUAACUGAAGUAAAAUAAAAUAAGUACAAUUAUGCAUACGCAAACCUUGCCAUACAUUCUGAAGAAGAAGCAGAUCCAAGUGCAUUGUGUGGAUCUGCUUCCUCCAAUGGAAUUAACGUAGAAACUAUAGCAAGCGGGGAAGUUGUAUAAACAAUUCAGUUACUGGCUGGACCAAGCCAGUGUUAUUAUGGAUGGCUUCAUUCUAAUCCAAGAACCUUUCCUCUAAGUUUUUCUGUCUUGAAGGAAGUCCUUAUAUGUUUGAGAAGUUUAGCAGAAAGGAGUCAUUGGCUUGGAUCCUAUUACUUUUUUCCAUAAAUAGCAGAGCUUUCCACUGUUAUAAGGAAUCUCUUCUAUCUAUGGAAAGUUCUGCCAUCAGUAGAACGGAAUUGUUGGAUCAAAGUCACAGAAUUCAUCCUCAUGCAUAUAGAGAAAAUCCAAUAAAUAAGCACACUUAGUCAUAGCUUGUAAUUGUAAAAUAAGCCAUAUUAGCAACAGCAGGCCAUUACACUUGUUUAAUUUCAAAAUUUUUAGAGCCUUAUUUCUCUUCCUGCUCCCAUCAGUUUCUUUUCUUAUCUUUUACUUGCUGUAUAAUAUCACAGCUACUGUAACCAACACUUCUCCAGUCUCUUUUCAUUCGCAAAGGAUAGCCUUGCUCAAUGUAUCUACCUGAGCGCGAACUCAUAAUAUUGAAAAGUCCUCUUGUGUAUAUUUAUUGUUUUUACCUUUAAAUGUUAGACAUGUACCUAAUAGUGUGGAGUAACAAAGCUCAAAUACACCCAGUUCGCUGGCAUGAAAUGGCAGCCGUCUUGUUUACCCUCAUGGAAACUGAAGUGAUAUUAGACUGCUUUUUUAGUGACAUAUGUUGCCAUGGGGUUUAUUUAUCUUAUUUAUGACAAUUCUGAAGAAGUCACUGUAUACAUCUUUGUUGUUUGAAUUCAGCAAAAGAAAAUUUAUUGCUCUAGAUACAUAAUAGAAUAGAAUCAUCUUCUUGUAUUUAAGAUGUUGCAACUUGAUGGCCCUAAGUUCUGUUUGAGAGUUCCAGUGAUGUAUAGCUGUGUUGGGAGUCUUGGGACCAUGUCAAAUACUUGGUCCCUGUCUACCGCUUAUUGGGGACCUUGGGCCAGUCCACUCUCACCCUAAUCUGAGAUGAUCGGGGCAAUGGGAUAAUGCCAUGUGUGCCAUUUAUGCUUUGGGGCGGAUGCACGAUACAUUUUUAUAUAAGCUACCAGUUGUAAAACUUACUAGAGCUGAGUCACAACAAAUAAGUAGAAUUGAUUUUCAAGUGUAUAUCAAAAUACAAGAUUCCUUAUUAUUAUUUUUAAAAAUAACUAUCCCCCACACCUGCCUACUAUUUAGAAUGCAUUGGCCCUACUCCAUUGUAUUGGAGCAAUUCCUAUUAGAAACAUAUACACCAACAAAGCCCCAUUAGAAAAGCAGUAAUUGUUGCCCAAUGAAUUGUGUGGGGGGUGCAUGGAAUUCUGCAGUUUUUUUUUUAAAGCUAAAUCAACCUGGGCAGGCCAAAAGUCAUCUCCCCAGUUCAUACUUGCCCUCUCCAAACUACUUUUACAUCCAAAGGACUCAAUAUAGCUCCAACAUAUGAUCUGCCCACCAUAAGAUGAAAAGGCAGCUGGGGAGGAUAAUGCUGAGCUGGAGAAACAACAAGGGGGGGAGCCGUUCUCUAUCUUAUCUUUCCUCUGUUCCAGUUUGCAGGUUGCAUAAGCUGAUUUUGCUUAAAUUUUAAAAGAAGAACAGAUAUUGAACUAAUGUUACAUAGUUUGAGCCUCUGGCCACCUAACCAAUCAGUAACAGGAAUGGGAGUCCCCGGGAAACUCCAUGUAAGAAUAGGGAUAUACAUAGAAUCUAAUUAAAAUAAGGGGUUAUCACGUGAAACAUCUGUUUUGUGGGAGGAGCACAAUCCAGACCCCUUCCACUUCCUGGCUAUCUAAUUGGCACCACUACUGAUUUUCAUCAGGGUCUCCUCACAAAACCCGGUACCAGGAUCCGAGGAGGGGCCUGUGCUGCAGAACUGGUUUAUCUACAAAGUUACUCAUCCAGUCAGGGAUAAGAAUAGAGAAGUCUGCUUCUGUGCUCAUAUUGCUUCUAUCCAGACUGGGCCAGUUCUGCCUUUUCCAAAUAUAACUUCACCUUAUCAUGGAAUGACUGUAUGUCGAUUAAGACCAUGACAAAAAGGGGUUGUGUGUUUGUUUGUUUUGUCCUAACUGAAGAUUUGGGUGCCCUUGCCUAAGAAAUAGUUGCAUAUAAUACAUCCUGCCAGCCACUGAAAACAAAGUUAGAAUAUAUUCUUGUCCUGUAUGUGGCAGCAUUACAUAAUUUUAAUGCCCUAUAACUCUAGUAUUUGGUGCUUUCCUUCACUCCCCCCCCCCCCACAUGUGAUGGUUGGGCUAGAAGGAACGACACCAUUCUGGUCAAGAAUUUCAGACGUUCUCAGCUCUCUGCAAUAUUUGGGAAAUAAAUAAGCAAGAAAAUGUUGGUAGGUUGCACAUCUGUGAAUUCCGUUUAAAUUAAAGUUGGUUAUUUUUUUUUUGCAGGUACUGGAGUUUUAUAUAAUUGUUAGAUAAUAUUUUGUAUUUUGAAUACCAAGAAUGUGUAUCCGAUAUUAUAAGAAGACAACAGUCAAAUACGUUUAAGAACUUAUUACUAGUAAAUUAUCUUAAUAGAACUUGUUGUUUAUUUUGUUGUAGGUGUUUCCUUUUGUAAGAUCUGCACUCUGUACAUACAUAUAUAUGUAAAUAACCAGUAUGUAGCUCCUAAUGAAUUUUGCUACAAUCAUCAUGUGCUGUAAUUUUUACACUAAAAAUGUAAGACAUAUUUUUAAAAAUUAAAAUUACCUAUCUGUA
Molecule: messenger RNA, 10538 nt
Organism: Eublepharis macularius
Lineage: Eukaryota; Metazoa; Chordata; Lepidosauria; Squamata; Eublepharidae
Gene: ARHGAP42
Product: Rho GTPase activating protein 42
Exons: 24
Coding region: 245-2869 (874 amino acids)
Biological process (GO): signal transduction
Cellular component (GO): cytoplasm
Molecular function (GO): GTPase activator activity; protein binding
Source: RefSeq, a predicted model, not a curated record